Messenger RNA from Rotaria sp. Silwood2, 4749 nucleotides. The record is from the annotation of a GenBank genome assembly. NCBI's taxonomy places the organism in Eukaryota, Metazoa, Rotifera, Eurotatoria, Philodinida, Philodinidae.
AUGGCCGAUCAAAUACUAUUAGCAAAAGCUCGUAAAGCACGAUUUGAUGAUUUACCAAAUUUUUCUGGACAUCCUUCUGAGGAUGUCGAACGAUUUUUAAAAAGCAUUAAAAAUAUUACAAAAGCAAAGGAUGAAUCAGACAAUCACGAAAUUCUCGAAAUCGUUCGUGGUAAAUUAACACAAUCUGCUGGAUUAUGGUUCGAUAAUAAUGAACAUAAUUUUAAAAAAUGGUCAGAUUUUGAAUUACAAUUUCGAAAUCGUUAUUUUUCAACUACAAUGAUUCAUAAAAAAUUUGAUAAAUUAAAACAACGAACGCAAUCACAUGAUGAAUCAGUUACAUAUUACAUUGAUGAUGUUAUUAAUUUAUGCCGAGAAAUUGAUCCAUAUAUGUCCGACUCAAUUAUUAUUCAACAUUUAAUGAGUGGACUUAAUCCUGAUUUUAGAAAAGAACUUUCUCGACGGGAAUCAUGUAUGAACACUUUAACUGAAUUUUUAAAAUACGCCAAAAUUGAACAAGACUUAUAUGAUACCUUUGAAAAAUCUCGUCAACUAUCAAUCGAAUCUCAACAACCUAAUUUUACAAUUAAUCAUCAACAAAUUCCUUCAUUUACAGCUAUGAUUAAACAACCGAAGCAGCAUUAUUAUUGUACAAAAAACAAUGAUUAUUCACGUCCUUCUUUACAACAGAGCUCUGGUUUUCAGCAGAACUCGAUUCGUCAAUAUGAUAUUCGAUCCAAAAUGACACCAAAUACAAAAACUCGAAACAAUUCACAACGAAUUACAUUUGAUAAUAACCAAUAUAAUAAUCAAUUACCAUUACAACAUAAAUUUAAUAAUUGCAAAAUUUGCAGUCGAAACAAUCACCGAACUAUAGAUUGUUUUUAUAAACAUACAACUGGAUGUUAUAAUUGUGGAAAAAAUCAUAAUGUCCGUGAUUGUACUAAAUUUAUAAAGCCAUCAACAAUAACAUCAUUUCCCGUUUACAUCAAUAUUCGUGUUAAUAAUCAACCAACUGAAGCAAUUGUUGAUACAGGAUCCGCCAUCUCAAUCAUUCGUCUCAAUUUUCUUAAAACUAUCAAUCAUAACAAUUUUAUACAUAAAACUCGUACAUGUCAAACAGCAAAUUCAACAGCUCUUAACAUUAUUGGUCAAAUUAAAUUGGAAAUAAAAAUUAAAUCCAUAACAACUUAUGUUACUACUUAUGUUGCAACAAAUUUAAUUACAUCAAUUCUGUUAGGCAAUGAUUGGAUUAAUUCAAAUCAUGUUCACCUUUUUGGGGACCAGAACAAAUUAACUAUUCCUGAUCAACAUAGCCAAUUAAUAUCAAUUCCAUAUGUACAACCCACGUCUAUUGAUUAUCCAGCAUUAUUAGUUCAUCAAAUUUCUCUUCCUCCAUAUUCACAAAAAUUGGUUGAUAUUAAAUGUCAAGUCAACAAUGCUAACAAUCUGAUAUUCGAACCAUAUGAACGUCAUAUAUCAAAAUUUAUUUUCAUACCACAUACAUUAUUAAAUAUUAACAAAAAUCAAGCCAAAAUAUUAUUAAUAAAUGCCCAAGAUCGACAACAAAUAUUAUCAAAAAAUACACGAAUCGGUACCCUUUCUCGCGACACAACCUUCUCGAUAUAUACAACAUCACAAGCUCCAACAAAAAGUAAUUCGUUUUUAAAUAAAAAUCGUCAAUUAUUAUCUCAAAAUUUGAAAAAAUUAAACAACAGAGCGGUCUUAAAUACAAAAGACAACUCGAAUUCAGCCAAAUUAAAUACUUACUGUCACCGUUGCAAUGAAUAUUUUUUAUCUGGAAAUGAUUUGCAAAAACAUUUACGAGCCGAAUGCUAUUCCGAACAGAUUCGAAAACAAAUACUCGAAUCGACUAAACAUAUAGAAAAUCGAAAACAUCAAUUAGCAAUUCAAGAUAUUUUAUGGCGAAAUAAAAUAUUAUUUGAUCCUACACCAUCAAUUAUUAAUAUUCCUCCACAAUCCGCAAUUAGAACUGGUGAUCAUCCACCUAUUUACUCGAAACAAUAUCCUGCUUCAUAUAAAGAUCAAGAUAUUAAAUUUCAAGAAACACAAAAAUUAUUAGAACGCGGUCAGAUUGAAGAAUCAACCUCUCCAUGGUCAUCACCUAUUGUUCUAGUCAAGAAAAAAGACAAAACAAUGCGAUUUUGCAUUGAUUAUCGACGAUUAAAUGCUAUUACAAUUAAGGAUGCAUCUCCAUUACCUCGUAUUGAUGAAAUUUUUGAUCAAUUAUCCGAUGCAAUAUAUUACACAAAAUUUGAUUUUAAAUCUGGUUAUUUCCAGGUACCUCUAUCGAAAGAGGACCGACCAAAAACUGCAUUUUCAACUCGUGAUAAUCAUUAUCAAUUUACGGUCUUACCUCAAGGAAUUACAAAUGGACCAGCAACAUUUCAACGUGUAAUUAAUCACAUAUUAGGACCCGCACGAUGGAGAUAUGCAUUAGCUUAUAUUGACGAUAUAAUUAUAUAUUCGAAAACAUUCGAAGAACAUUUAAAACAUCUUAAUGAAAUUUGCACAAUAUUAAAAAAUGCUCGAUUUCGUCUUAAUCCCGAUAAAUGUGAAAUUGCCCGAACACAAACCGAUUAUCUUGGACAUAAUAUUAAAAAGGGUGAAAUUCGUCCAAGUCCUCAUAAUAUUAAUGGUUUAUUAAACACGAGAUUACCACAAACUGCAGAUGAAGCUUGCAAAUUUGUCAAAGCAGCUGAAUAUUAUCGCAAAUUUAUUCCCAAAUUUUCUCAAAUCGCUGAACCACUUAGGAAAUUCGUUCCAACUACAAGAACUCAACAAAAGAAAGGACAAAAAACAAUCAUUACAUUAACCCAAAAUGAAAUUCAAGCAUUCGAACAACUUAAACAUUUUCUUACAACCGACUUAGUGUUACGAUUACCGAACAAUAGAUUCCCUUUCAAGGUCCAAACGGAUGCUUCAGAUGAGGGAAUCGGUGCAGUACUCUUACAAAAUUAUCCAGAUGGUGAUAGACCGAUUGCAUAUCUUUCGAAGAAAUUUACACAAGCACAACGUAAAUGGUCUCCAAUGGAACAAGAAUGUUAUGCAUUUAUAUGUGCAUUAGAUAAAUGGCAUAAUUAUUUAAGUGGAAUUAACUUUACUUGGGAAACUGAUCAUAAAGCACUCACACAAUUAAAUCAAAAAGCUCAAGUUAAUAAACGAUGUGAAAGAUGGAGAUUAAAAAUUUUAGAAUAUGAUUUCAAGGUGAAAUACAUUCCAGGUUUAACAAAUUCUAUGCCUGAUUAUUUAUCAAGAUCUCCAGUUGACGACGCUGAAGAAGAUCCUGAUGAAACUACACAUCUUAUUUCACAGUCCACACAAACUGAUCUUUUAUAUGACAACAAAAAUUCACCGAUUAUUGCAGCUGUUCAAACUCGUGCUAUGAAAUUACGGAAUCAAAAUUCGGAUAAUACAAAUGAUACAAAUGAUAUAACAAAAUUAACAUCGGAUUCUCUAAUCCCUAAUUUAUCAAAUUUAUCAUCAAAUACGUCCACAACAGAGAAUCGUAUACUUCCGCUUUCAAUUAAAGAAUUAAUUCAAGCUCAACAAAAUGAUAAUUAUGCAACAAAUAUUCUGAACAAUAUCAAGAAAUAUAAAAAUUAUAUGAUAAAAGAUAAUCUUUUAAUGCGUCGAUGUAAAUAUCCAGUUCCUUAUGUACCACAAGGUGAUCUUCGACGAACGAUUUUACACAUAUAUCAUGAUACAACAGCAAACGGUGCUCAUUUUGGAAGAAAUAAAACUUUACAUAAAAUUAAACAACGUUAUUUUUGGCCAUCUAUGUAUAAAGAUAUUGAAAAUUAUAUUAAAUCAUGUAUUCAAUGUGCACAAUUUAAUCCUCGUCGUCAAAAAACUCCUGGUGCUUUAAGACCGAUUAAACCUCCUGAUGGAGUUUGGCAAUUAGUAUCAAUGGAUUUUCAUGGACCGAUUACUCCAACAUCACAACGUGGGAAUAAAUAUAUUAUAUCUCUCACCGAUGUUUUAUCAAAAUUCGUCGUUACAAAAGCUGUACGUGAUAACACAACUCAAACAGCUGUUCGAUUUCUUAAAGAGGAUAUUAUUUCAAAAUUCGGAACACCUCGUUGUAUUCUUACUGAUAAUGGAACACAUUUUACAUCAACAAUGAUGGAUGAAUUAAUUAAACAAAUUGGAACAACACAUCUUUAUUCAACACCUUAUCAUCCGCAAACCAAUGGUCAAGUUGAACGAUACAAUUCAACAAUGGAUGCGAAGAUCGCAGCAUUAUCAAAUUUAAGAAAAACCGAUUGGGAUGAUCAAUUACCAUUUGUUACAUUUAACUAUAAUGCUUCAAUUCAUUCAUCAACAAAACAAAUACCAUUCGAAAUGAUGUAUGGUCGAUUACCUGUUUUACCAUUCGAUCAUCAAGAUGUAAAUGUUACACUUACAUAUGAUUCAGAACAUGCAAAAAAGCUUCAAUAUUUUUUAUCAAAAUUAAAUGAACAAGCUAAACUCAAUAUUAUAAAAAAUCAACAACGAUAUAAACAACGAUAUGAUAUAAACCGUUCUGAUCCAUCAUACAAUAUUGGUGAUUUAGUCCUCGUUAAAACACUCAGCAUUCGUUAUAAGUUCGACAUUCGUUAUGAAGGACCAUUUAGAAUUAUUAAAAAACUUACAUCGAAGACAUUUAUUAUUCAACACGUCAAGAAACAAACAUUAUAUCGUCAAGUUACAACUGACGUGUUGCUUCCAAUAUUCGAACGAAUUUAUUAA